CCCCUUAGUGGAAGGUUGACGUCACAGACAAAAGCAAAUCCAUCAUCAAGUAGUUGAAAUUAAGCGUCACUUAUUUUACUUGGCACGUAACUCUUUUGACGAAGACAACUCAUCUUGUUUGUUUUCCUCUCCAAAAGAUGAAGGUUUCCCUGUACUUGGCUUCACUUUUAUGCAUUUACUGUGGCCUUUGGACACAGGUGUAUGGUAAGUAAAUCACUGUGAGAUUUUACUUUGGAUGGAAGCAGUAUGUUUUUUUAGUUUGGACUGCAAGAAAGAGGGGCGACUGCGUUAAAUAUUCCGCACCCUAAUUUUAGAGACUGAUUGCAUAUAACCGAGGUUCGAAAUAAAUCUACGAGAGUGGUGAAGGUUUUCUUUGAGACACUGUACUGCUGAGCAAUUUCCAGCCGAGAAAAGAGUUUAAGCGACAGCAAAAUGCUGCAGAGUUUCUGAGAGUUAUAUAGCAGCUGAACACGGUCGAACUUGUUGAGAUCGCGACUCAGGAAUUUCCCUCCGCUUGUUAUGUUUUCCUUUUUUUCUUUAUUUGAUCGAUAUGCUGCUACUGAAGCAAGCGAUUACUUGGAGUGGACUUACUUUGGAAUCGGCUUCCCUCUGGUUCUAAAAACAUGUUUCUCACGAUCGCAUUCGCGCUCCGGCCGCAUGACGCUUUCUUCUAGUUGUUACGAAACACCGGAACCGGAAGCUCUAAAAGGAGAGUCUACCCUUGCUUCUGGCGGAGAGGCGGGAGAGCAGAAGUUUGUACUGAAAUAAGUCGAACUUGGACGAUAUUUACAGUAGAUUUCCAGCCUUUAACAAGGGAUACGAGCUGACCAAAGUGUCCCCUCUGGUGGGUUCUGUAAUAGAGCCACCUUCGGCUUUUCUCGCAGACAUCGGGUUUUAAAUUCCAGUAAGGGUUAGGGUCAGGGUUUGCUAAUCGAUUUUCUGUGUUUUUCUUUCUGCUCUGUACAGAUGAAAUUUCCCAGUUAAAUCAAAUUUUAUUAGAAAGGGGUCAAAUAGUAAUUAGCCGAGUUCCUCGCUCAUACGCCGUUCGAAACCUAAGCCCUGAGCCUAUUUGAGAUAUUUCGAGCGUUCCAGUGUGCCUUGAUUAUCGAUGGAAAUUACAACAGCCUUCAGUUCAAAGUUCUCUACUGAAUAGAGCAUUUUUUGUUCAAAUUAUUGUAGCGUAACGCUUAUGCAUACGGUACUGUUUUUUAAGGUCUAAAUGCAGGCAAAAACUUCAACGAAAACAACCCUAGGUAAUUAUUCAAUUUUUUUCCGUCUUCAAUAUUCGUGUCUUUUGAUAAACAGAAACUUCAAACAGUGCAUAGUUGUUGACAUACCUAUUGUUUAAUCCCGCUGAGAACAAACAAUCUGUACACCUAAUUGAUAUUCAUUAACUUUCAAAAUUGUAAAUUUUUAACGGUUUUUGAGACGAACGCGGGGUCUCAAACAUUCCCAUCCACAUCUCUACCGAUCAUUUGAAGUCUUUCUCUGGAAAUGGUCGCCAUUACUGCAUAUCUGAUCACGCUAUCAAUACUUGUGAUUUGUACUGCACAAAGUUUAGCUGCUGUCUUACAGACAAGAGGUUUGUAAAUACUGAAAAAUUUUGAAAAAUUACACGGGGGUUAUGAAUCUAUUCAAACGCAAACAACUUUAUGAUCCCAUUCUAGGCAAUGUUUGGAAUUUAAUGAAUCACUUCGCUCUGAUGGUUUAAAUUACAAAAAAGGCGAGAGAGUGGUACAUCAAAAGCGAAUUUUUUAAAAGUUAUUUCAAAAUAGCCAGAGAUUAUUGUGUGAAUAAUUUUCUCCGGGGUUGUGAGCAUUGAGGUCGACUUUUUUCGGCAGGGAAGGGAGGGUGGGGGUGAAUUUUAUAAGUAGGUUACCUGUGGGACAACACAAUUUCUUACCCAGCUCAAGACUCGUAUUCACUCACAGACCGACAAGACAGGUUUCCAUCUUCUCCGCCAUCAACUUACUAAAUCAUUGUUGACCUUAAAUCAGGUUGCAGAGACAACAAUCGACUCUGUUCUACUUGGGCAAGAAAUGGAGAAUGCGGGAAAAAUCCACGGUACAUGAAGGUCAACUGCAAAUUGAGUUGCAGAAUAUGUACCCCUGUAGCCGUAGCCGGUGAGUCACAUUUAUCAGAGAAAAUUAUUCCGUUAGUAUCGGAGGAGUGAAAAAAAAAAAAAAAACCAGCGAGGCUUGGGUCGGAUCGCAUGAUAAACGACCCGACCCAAACUUUCCGCGUUUUCGCUCUGCCGCUAAUAUCACGCUGUUUGCUAUUUCGCUCCGUUUUACUAAGUUAGUGCCUGGAGUAGGCUAUUCAUGUGUUCAUGUGAAAUUUAAUCGAAACUAAUAGUAAAAUGCACACCGGUAUAUCACUCAUAUCAAUAUCACUUUAUUACAGCAUGCUAUGACAGAAGUGUCUACUGUGCUAGUUGGAGGCGGAAUGGUGAAUGCCGCCGGAAUUAUGCUUAUAUGAAUCGUUACUGCAAGAGAAGCUGCGGAUGGUGCCGUAAGUUUUUUAAAAAAUGGAGCUCUAAGGACUUUUGAUGUCUUGAUGUUCUUUUUUUCUGUUUUAUUUUGAAACUCGCUAUUUUCGAUUGCAGCUGUGAAUGGUAACUGGGGUUCCUGGGGUACCUUGUCUUCCUGCUCCAAGAGCUGUGGAACCACAGGAACCAUGAGCAGGAGACGAACAUGUUCUAAUCCUGCCCCUCGGUAUGGGGGCCGUACCUGUGCAGGCGACUCUAUCAAAUAUUUUCGGUGUAACCGCACGCCUUGUAAAGGUAAGAAAAGUGAAUACUUUCUGGACCGUUUGAGCAAUUCAUGAAAAAUUUAGAUUAGCUGAACUUAUCUCUUAUCUUUUGACGUUACGCCAUAACUUUUAAAAAAGACUUGAUUGUUUGCAUAAUUUAUUGUAUUAUUACUCUCCCUUGAAAAACUGAUCAUAUUUAGGCCAUGAAAGGUUCUUGAGCCUCAGGACAAUGGCCCUCAUGUAGUGAACUAAUCGUGCCCCUCAGAGAGAGCGACGUGCAUGUGAGGGGCUCUCUGGAAAUCACCUCUCUCGGAAAAUCUCACCCUGUAAAGGUUUAAUGGCUCUAGCAAUUUUUUCCUUUUGGGUUUGUCACUCUUGCUAUUUCAAGUUCUGUUUUUUCAAUUUUUCAAAUUCAAAUUUACCCUCAAAUUUUUCAGUACCAGUCAACGGAAACUGGGGGGCCUGGCGCCCAUGGUCUACAUGUACAAAAACCUGCGGAGGGGGUGUCAAGAGGAGAACAAGGACAUGCUCCAAUCCAGCCCCCAAAAAUGGGGGACGUACGUGUACAGGAUCCUCUGCUGAGUCUCAGGCUUGUAACACAUUACCUUGCAAGGGUAAAAGGCUACAGUUAUUGUCUUCCUUUUUUUUUUUUUCGUUUUUCUUGUUGUUGAUGUUGUUUUAGCUGGCAUAGGAGUUGUUUUUAUUUUUUCUGCUGUUGCAAUGACAUUUGGUUGAAAAAGAUUCCAACCUUAAAGACUAUUCGUAUGUUACAAAACAUGAUUGUUUCUCUGUUUUUUUUUUUUUUUUUUUUUUUUUGGUUUUCUUUUUUCACGCACAGAUCGAUUAGGUAACUUAUAAUAAUAAUACUAAUAUUAAUAAUAAUAAUAAUAAUAAUAACAACUUCAUUUACCGAGGGUGACGCAUUACAGUUAAGAACUGGUAAACUCGUGGCCCUCCCCUAAGAUAUAAAACUAAUUUACAAUUAUUAAAAAGAUAAGAGCAGUUAAAAAUGGUAAAAACGGAAAGGAAAAAAACACUUUGAAGUGAUAAGUUAGCCUGCCAGCAGCCUUUCGUCAUUUGAGCUGCGGGACGCGCAUUUCUCCGCUUACGAUAAGAUUUGAGGUUUGCUGGGAGUCUGGCACUAACAAUGAGCUACACCCGUGCAGAUCUCUCACGCACUCGAAAUGCUCAACUGGCCUCAUUCUUUCCCGCAAGCGAAGAAGCGCUCGUGCCGAGGCGCUGAUAAUGAGGGAUUGCUCGUAAGUGAGUGAUUAUUCACCACCAUUCAGUUGAGAAUGGUAGCUUUGGAGUGUAACUCAGGAUAGAAAGCAAAUUAUUAUCUCUAUCUAAAACGAAUACCACUAUCCGUUGGUUUGGAAUAUACCAGGUUACGAUUAUACAUUCGUGUCCCAUAUAAAUGGAAACCUCGCUGUUUCGAAGUGGGGUAAAUUUGCGCCUGCAUCCAGUUUUACGUCCAUGAAUAGUUAUUAAAUCGUAGUCACGUUUGUAGCCGCUGUUUGCUCUCGUAACGUAACAAAUUUGGGGAAGAGAGCGACCCUACGCGUAACAAAAGUAAAGAGCAACUGCAAAAGGAGACCAAAAAAAUGAGAUGUUUUUCUCGUCUCGUUUCAUUGCCAGUUGAUGGAAAAUGGGGAGUCUGGGGCAAAUGGACCACUUGUUCAAAGACCUGCGGAGGCGGUUACAUGUCAAGGAGCCGCACAUGUAACAAUCCAGCUCCACAAAAUGGGGGUCGUCCAUGUCAAGGACCCAGUUCAGAGAGAAACAGUUGUAACGAUCAGAAAUGUCCAGGUAGGAGGUGCAUUGAUUUAAUAGUCAUUGUGUGUGCUGCCGUUUCCCACUCAGCUUGUGAGGUCGGCGUGAAAGGCGGGGAAGCGAGUAACUUUUAGAAUCUGGGUGAUUUUUAUGAGCACACAUCGUGCUCGAUUAAGGACGGUCAUAAUUUAGCUGGUGAAGGGGGGGGGAGGAGCGGUGGAUUUUGGUUUUGUCACAGGUUGACUUAUCCCAUAUUAGGCUCUGCAGGAUUCUACUGCCUCUCCCUCUUCUCUCCCUCUUUAGCUUUCAUUCUUUUAUAGUCCCCUUUUUACUCUUUUAGGGACAAAUGUUCCCCCUCCGUCUCCCAUUGAAGACUAUGUGAUCCCCCCAAAAAUCCUCCCACCCCCUCCCCCUAGCGAUAAAAAAUUACUUUCCCGUCCUCUUUCUAAGUAACUUCGUCCCCAGUCUUCUCUCGAUUUUUUUAAAAAAUUAGCUGGGAAGGUGCGUGAGAGCUUUGCGCAAGGGACGAUGGGAAGGGAAAUAGGGGAUACUCCUUUCUCUCCUUUUUCCCGCCCUUGAUUCCAUCGUCAUCAUAAUGCUUGCCUGCUGCGGCCCUAUAACCCUUUUAAAACAUUAAGAAUGGACGACCUUGUACGUGUCAGUGCCCUCAGGACACUAGCUAUAUACAGGAGCCAUAUAUAUAUCUAGCUGAAACGCACCCGCUGGUUUUGAAUGGGAUGUCCAGAAGAGGAAAAAAUCGACAAUUCGGUGAUAACAUCAGUAUUUGUAUCAAAGUUCUUAACCCUGAAAAACCUGCAUUCCUUUUUUUUUUCUUUUUGCAAAAGUGUAAGGAAACUUUGACACGUCACAAUGGUAGAGUAAAGUGUAUCUAAGAAGCAGUUCUUUCCUAAGAAUUAAUGGAGUGCUUGUGUUCAGUCAUAACAUAAACAUUCUGGCCAUGCGCUUGCAAGACACGAUCAAAUUACUUUUAAGUGGCUGGCUGAGAGGUAAGGUCUAAAAUUUGAAGACUGCAACUUUGCCUCUGCCUGUCGAUAUCAGCUCGUAACGAAUUGCUUUAAAUAAAGGAAAAUGGAAACGCACGGUGGCACACCAUCUCUGUUACGUGUUUUCCGUUCUUGCCAAAAAAAUCCCACUAAUUAAGGAGCAACUUGACAAUUAAGUGGUAAAUUAUAUUUGUACCCUAACUUCCUUUUUUCAAACUGUUUUCUCAAGCCUUCAUGCCGAAUGAAGUGCGCCAAAUCGCGUUUGUCAGUAUCAUGUAAUUUUAAGCUUUUUGAGAAGCCUCCUUGAAAGUUGACUUCCUUAAUAAAUUCUCACUUUCCAUUUAUCCAGUGUUGAUCAGACAAAUUAUUGUCACAAGGGAGUCGAUUUCAAACUAAAGUGAUUGUGAAUAUAAUCGAAAAUUUUGCAAUUCUUUGGCGGCGAGCUGAAACCAUGUGAUAGUUCACACUGUGUAGACCGCCAGAGACCAAAAUCUAUUCUCGUCCAAAAGUUGGCACCUUUGCCAACUCCUAGUGUUAACAAGCUCUUGUUUUAACUCUAAGAAUUCCAAAACUUUAGCCGUUUCCUAAUUAUCUUUACGUUAACGACGUCAUCGAAAAAAAAAUAUGUUACUUCGCAUCCUAAGUUUAUAAAGUAACUACUUCACACAAUUCCCCUGUUUCCGUCGGGCUUGAAAAGUUCCAGGAUUUUUACAACAUUUGAAUCUUUGGCGCAUAAUUUUGGCAUGAGAUCAAAUUCCUCUGUUUAUCACGCUGCGAUAUGAUGUGUGUUUUUUUCGGUCAAUUUUUCCAACUCUGCGCUUCUAACCGAGUUCCUGAGGUCAUGAAAUGUUCUACUCACACUGGUAGAUUUGACCCACGCAUUGAUAGCUCUGAGCUUUCGUCAUUUCCCUUUGUUUAAAAUAUUCUCAGCCCAGUGUACCUAUUUUAGGUGUUGCUUAGUUCGUCCACGUGCUUUGCUAAUUGCUCGGAGCAAGAAUAGAUUUAUUAGUUACGGACCGAAGUUACUUAGAGCUGAGGACGAAAAUUUUCUUAAAUUCCUUUUUGGCAUACCGAGGUUGGCUCCCAACAGAUUCUGCGUUUUCUAACCGCGUGUAAAAGCCGGCAUCUCAAUUACAUCUUGUCAUCGCCGAGACUUACCACAAAAGAUCACACAACAGGACCGAUCGGUUCAGAAAGGCAAACGGAGAGACCUGAAAGAAAAUCGAUCAAUUCUCCAGCGUUCUUUUGUCUGUUUUUGUGUUGUUCAGCAUCAACUGCACUGAAACAAUUCAAAAGAUUUUCGCGCAACUGGCAACAAAGUUAUCAGGAUGGCCUCCGCUUUCAAGAUCUUCAUGGCUGUUUUCAGCGUUUUUCUUAUCACGCACAACGGAUGCGCAGGAACAAGGGUAAGUCUGAUUUUAGCUGUUUUCUUGAUUGAUGGUCUGUCUGUAAGAAGGAUUAGGGCUUCAGUUCUCUAAAAAACCACGUCGUCCCGUUUGAUAUUAAACGGUUUCUCCCUGAUGUCGCUGAGUCCCAUAUUUUCUCAAAAUAUUUUAACUCUCUGAACUAACGAGACUAACCAAACUUUUCCACGAACUAAAAGGGUAACUGAAACAGCCACUGAUUUUAACUUAAAAUUAGCUGUGUAUUGAAGAUGAAAAGUGCCAGAAAUACAGUGGUGCCAAAUUGGAAAUUGGCCACUUGAAAAAGAAGAGGAGAAAAUCUGGUUUAUUUCAGUUUUUAUGCUGAGUGCUUUCACAGUUAGAUAACGACGAAGACUAAGUGGAGGUGUGGAAUAUAACUGCAAGCCAGACAAACCAACUUGUGUAAAAAAAAAUGUUGAUUGGCCUAGAACAACCGCUAAAAAAGUUAAUUCCAAAUCUUUAAUAGAUUGCUAUUCUUUAUACUGAAAUCCACAUUCGCUGAGGUUACUGUUGUCUCCUAGAGAAAGAUUGUUUUCGGAAUCACAGACCCCAAAAAAACAAAUCUUCUGAUCAAAACGUUUUUUCCGCCAAUUAACCAAAAAAUGUUAAGUGGUCCUUUUUUUAGGAGGCGGUCGAUCGUUUAUCGACUAAUCCAAUUUUUUUUUUCAGUUCUAGCUGUUUGACAAAGGGUUAUUCAAAUAAAUCCUUGCUCAUGCUCUGUGGAACCUUGAAGAGCUUUGAUAUUGCGAUAAAUACAAGGCAGGCUUUAAAACCACCGAAAUAUUUUCCCCUUGAAGUAUCUGUUACGUGAUUGUUGAGAAAUGCGUCCUCUAAAAGGUUAUCAAACAGCAUGAACUUCUUGUAAAAUGGACAGGUUAUGACAGCAAUAGCUUUUUGUUUAAUGAUAAAUCAUUCGACUAAUCUGACUGAUAAAUGUCGCUCGACAUGGAGUCAAAAAUACCUCAAUCAUUCUUGGAGGCCGACGGUUUUGAGAAAAAUGGAUGGAAUUGUUAUUUCUCAAAUUUAGGUGAACACACCAUGCCGUGGAAAUAAUAGCAAAAAGACAGUCCAAAAUGUACCUUUCCUCGGGAAGUCUGCAACCUGCUGAUCAAAAACAAUCUUAACAUGUUUGAAAGUAGUUCAGUCACGUCCUCAAAUGGCGAAAUUCUCGGCGUGCAGAAAGUGUAUUAAUUUUCUCUUUUUAACCCUUUCGCUCCUAAGAUUUCAUUACUAAUUCUCCCUACUGUCUGCCAUACAAUUCUUAUAGUAUUAGUUUGAAGAAUUUGGGAUCGGAUCAAAUAAUAAUUCCUUCAUUUGGUGAUAUUUUUCUUUAUUCUCAUCACUUGCCAGCUUAACAUUGUAUUGAUAUUGUAAGGAGAAAUUCUGUCUUGGACAUCCAUUUGAGUUAAAAGGUUGAAAUGCUGAUCCCACGCCUCGUUCUCAGGCUCAUUUCAAACUCAUCAAUCCAACCUCAUAGUAUUUUUUAUAGACUUAUUUUUUCUUAUCAUCAACUUUUAGAUUUAAAACUUAUCAAUUGAAAAAGAGUUUCUUUUGGGCCACUUCACAAGGGAAACUUUAAAGUAUUUGUACGUUCCAUUUUCAGACAAUUUGGACCUUUGAAGACGAUCCCAAUUUUGACGAUGAUGGUCAAGACGACGGAGGUGACGACGAAAUGUCUGGCGACGAUGGUAAGAACUUGUCUCUUGCGCUUAGUUCAAAAGUUCACAAAACGUUCCUGCAGAAACAUCCCGCAUAUAGAAACGUCGCGAAAAGUUUACUUUCCUUACUCAAUUGAAAAGCUCCGCACGCGAAUCAAGUGCCCAUCUGGCCACGGGUGGAUAACGCUUAGUAUCAGCUGAAUAGAUCUCUAUCCGGCAGACAACGCAGUAUAUUUUGUUAACACUCAUCCGCCGGAUUACGAUCAAUCCUAUGAAUAGAAUCAUUUACCCUUUGAACUACGGUUUUUGCUCGAACUCUUUCGAUUCAUCCAUCUUCGCGUCAUCUGUCGUUUAGCUUCCCUUUGCACUGUAACAUCAGUUGUAAGAUUUCCAUAGUGUCCUCUGAACAUUUCCUGUGAUAUUUACAAGAACAAUUUGUCUAAUAAUCAAAUGGCACUAGUUUUAUAGCACGGCUUGGUCGUUGUUUGUACUUCUAAUAUUUCAAUCUUCACUGAUUGCAGUUGUUCACGGGAACUGGGGAUCCUGGGGAAAGUGGAGCAGCUGCGUAAAAAACUGCGGUGGCAUAGAGACACGAACAAGACUACGAUACUGCAUUAAUCCUCCCCCAGAACACGGAGGACGACCGUGCGAGGGGUAUGGAUACGAGAAGGAACAGUGUCCAUGUAAGAAUUAUCAGCCCUUUCUUUUUUUCUUCAGACCUCACUUUAUUUCGAUGUGCAAGAAGAUUGUUCGCUUGUUUCUUUAUACGCUUUGUCAUCCCAGGUAUUUAGUUAACACAUUUUUUCCUUCUCUUUCACACAAGUGAAAGCUCGAUCACCUUCAACCUUGACCUCUGGCCGUAUUGUGGGUGGUAGAGUGACUCACAUCCGAGACUGGCCGUGGCAAGUUGGGCUCAAGCUACCUCAUGGUGGGGGCAUUUUUUGUGGGGGCUCACUGCUAAACCAAGAAUGGGUACUCACCGCUGCUCACUGUGUCAAAGAUCUUGCUCUUAGAAGGCGUAAAAAUGAAAUGUGCGUCGACCCAGUCCCCACUCGGCGACUUCAAGUUGUUCUUGGAGAGUCUGAUUUAAAGAAGGUCGAAGGACAUGAGAUCUCAAGUGGUAAUUUUCAUGUUUUUGUUUGUGUCUCGCAGCUUUAAGUUAAAUCUAAGCCAGAUUCAAGCGAGGAAAGGCAAGGUCGGGUGUGGCUGAGCCUAGGGCUGAUUAAGUCUCUAAUUUCUCCUUUCAAAAGCACCGCUAAAUCAAACAAUAAGUUCACAAAAAUAAAGAAAAUGGUCACCAACUUAAGAAGCUCUUGAUUGUAAAACAAAUUCUCCUUGUCAGCACCAUGGGAAAUGAAUAGAGUAUGCAUACUGAUGUCAAGAUAACUUGUAACUUAGCGCAGUCAGUCUUGACACUUAAACUCACGAGAUCUAAUGUUUAAUUCUCCCUUCUAGCUGCUGCACAUUUCCUUGUAAAUCAGUUACGAGAAUUUGAUGUUAGACCAAGAUAGCAACUUCUACCUGAUAAGUUUGAACAUUCUCACUACCUGUUUGCUGGAUAAUGCAUGGAUAUUAUAGGGAGAAGAUACAUGUUGAUCGCUUCUGGGAGCACAAGGGUUAACCUUUUCACUCCCAAGAUCAGAACAUCAUAUUCCCUGCAAUAUCUGCCAUACUUUUCUAUAAAUUUGGUGUUGAAUUGAGCGCUAUUCCUUAUUCCACAUUUUUAUUUUCUCAUCACCCUUCUGCUUUAAAAUGUAUUGAUAUCGUAGAGAGCAAUUCCUCUUUAGUUAAAACCCUUUUUUGGAGCGUAAGGAAUUUUUCCCGCUGAUCUAUCAGUUCCUGGUUUUCACAAUGGUCACUUAACCCGCAUUGUAAUUUCCAUUUACUCUAGGCGUAUCGAAACUUUGCAUCCAUCAAAAAUACAACGAGAGAACAAUGGAUUUCGACAUCGCUCUGCUUCACCUUAGCAAACCAGUGAACUAUUCCGACGCUGUGAGUCCCAUAUGUAUGCCAAGCUCAUCAUGGACCUCCUCCAACACUUCCCAAUGUUAUGUGACCGGAUGGGGCCAAAUACGGGAGGCUGGGCCGACGUCCGAUAAACUGCGCGUGGCCCAGGUCCCGAUCAUUGAGCAUAACGAGUGCAAAAAGAUGUACCAAGGAAAGAGCCUUACAAGACGCAUGCUCUGUGCUGGCUACAAACAGGGUCGAAUCGAUAGUUGCCAAGGUGACAGUGGAGGCCCGCUGGCUUGUUGGGAAAAUGGUGCUUUUGUCCUGGCUGGGGCUGUAAGCUGGGGUUUUGGAUGCGCUCAAAGGAAUCAACCCGGGGUGUACGCCAACAUUCCUUACUUUCAGUCUUGGAUCGAUUUGGCUAUGAGGAACGGCUAGUGGGAACGUGGGAGAGCUUUCUUGUUGGAAAAGGCGUCAGCUAUCAACUUUAUUAUAUGUCAAGUUACCGUGUAGUUUAGGAAAAGUUUGGAUCCAUGUCACUAUCUGAGCAACGUACCCCCCCCCCCUCCCACAGCAGUCGCCAGAUAAGAAGUUAGGGUUUAUGUUGGAUCAGGGAGGGACAGGGGCGUAGUUGGUCAGAUACUGACUUUGUAUUAACGAGCAAUUUUGCCUUAAAACAACUACUUCUUGUUAAGUUUCUGGAGCUAAGUGCUGGCACGGUGUUGCUUAGGUAAAUACGUCUAAACGCUGUCAUCGUUGUCAUAGUCAUCAUAACUUUCGGCUUUUAGCCUUCCGUAGUUGGUCAAGAAAAGAACUUGAAUACAAAGAAUUUUAAGGUAGACCACUGACCUACCGGAGUUAGAUAGCACGUAGAUAACACAGUGGUCAAGCGUCGGACGUGCGCGAAAGAAUAAAUUAUGGCCGGCCGCGCGUCAAUCUCCUUGGCAAAAUUUCAAUAAAAACAGCCGCUGUCUUGCUGAAUAACCGAAACAAAAUUGAAAUGGUCAUAGAAAACUUUAAAAUGAACAGAAGUAUGGAGAAGGAAAACUCGAUACUUUUCGAAGACUAAGCUUAUUGAAGCUCGGGUAUCCUGUUGAUUUAAGAUUCUGUUUUGAGCUUUACCAAAAACGUUACAAGUGUUUGAGACACCGUGACCUACUGCUUUGUGCGUUUGUUUGUAACUUGUGCGAGACAACUUGGUUCUGACAGCUUGAUGGCGCACCGCCUAGUCAUAGCAACGUGCGCACAGGCGCAGACGUUUGACACUGUGUUAGCGUAGAUUGAGCUCGAUGAUAACCGGUAUUGCCAGUCUUAGAGUACAGCGUUGUUCUGUAGAGACUCCUUUGAGUUCUAUAGAUCCCUCAAACGUUCGUAGUUUCACAGGAUUUGGUGAAAAGUCAAUAUUUAUAGAGGAUUUGCUACCAAGGAAACAUUUGUAGAGUUACAAGCUAUUAAGGCACUAGAUGUUAAAAUGUUCUAUCUUGUCAAAAUCUCUGUAAGCAACGGAAUAUUAGUGCGUCUGUAAAAAUAUUGUUGUAGCCUUAACUUUUAAGAGCUUUCUCAUUACACGACUUUUUGUCGAAGGCACUAGUAACCUUACAAAUAAGUUGUUUCAAGCGAGCUCUUUUCUUGAGAUUUAACUUUUGAUCCCAUCAAAUAAAACGUUUCACUGCACACGAUAUAAGAUGACAUUCUACUGAACAGGGAGGGAGGAGAGGGUUGGGAAGGUGGGAUGGAAGGAAUCCCUCUCCUUAAUAGUGUACGUUGCACGUCAUAAAAAGGGACAGGAGAGGGGAUGGGGCGCUCGGAGAUUUUGGUUGUGUCAUGAUAUAGUUUACCUAACCCUCCUUCGUCCAUGUGGUUAUUAACAAUCUCCCCUCACUGGCAUUCAAUUUUCUACAGCCCCCCUUUUAUGCCUUCUUUAGCGGCGGUUGAUUCCCCCUCCCCCCCCACUUCCGUUCUCCCUGAAAACCCUAAUGUGAUCCCCAAAAACCCUUCACGUAGCCUUGAUCGGUACAUUCUGACCCCUACAAUUUUAAACCUUUGACUUUCCGGUAAGAAUAAACAAUAUGUAAAUUAAAAAUUUCAGAGUAUCAUAAUUUCAAGAAGAGAAAUAAUGUGGAUUAUCACUCAUGGGAUUGGUUUACUGUUUAGAUAGAGCUUCAGUUGGUGAACGGUGGCGCGAAAGUGACGCCAGACCGACAUUUAAAGGAAAGGGAAAAUUGGAAAUAAGGCCCUCUCUCAAACUAUUUUUCUUUCCUUUUCAUCGCUUUCAAAUGACUUUCGCACCUUUGACUUCUGUUAGACAAACAGUGCGUAGCGAAACUUGAAAGUCUCAUUCAUCUGGAGACAUUGUGUUGAGUUAACAGUUUAUUUACCCUUUACACCUUAAGAUCAGUAUGCAUAUUCUCCAUACUGUUCUGUAUACAUUUCUUAGGCUGCUGACAAGGAGAAUUUAUUUAACAAUCAAGAGCUUCUUUAGUUGGUGAUCAUUUCCUUUAUCCUUGUAACCUUGAUGUUGGAUUCAAGAGUGAUAUUGGAUCGCUGGUCACUCAUGGGGGCUUGAGGGUUCGCUGCGAGGUAUCGAUGAUUAAUCCCUGUCUAAAUUUCCUCAUUUCCUCUCUUUGUCUUUUUACAGAAACGUGUGGCAGCCCAAAACAGCUGGGUCGUAUUGUUGGAGGUCAGGUAGCCUCCAAUCGAGACUGGCCGUGGCAAGUUGGGCUCCAGACUCUCACCGAUGACUUUAUUUUUUGUGGCGGAUCGCUUCUUAAUCGGGAGUGGGUACUUACCGCUGCUCAUUGUAUUUACCGUAACAAUCCGAGCAGAAAAGGCUGUGUAGCACCGAAUCCAGGAUUGAGAAUCAUCAUUGGAGAAUUUGAUGUCGACAACAUUGAAGGGCAUGAGGUUACAAAAAGUAAGUCGUUGAUAAAAUUUCAUGAUGAAAAAAAAGUAGCUUUAACACAGAAUUUCCUGAAAGGGCGACCAAAAUAAAAGUGAGGGGCGGGGACAAGGAGGUUGGAAUGGGUGAAAGAGAUCUAAAAUGUUUGUAAAUUGUUCCCAUUCAUACCCAUACUCCUCUUAAGCUUUUCCUACGGACGUGCACCAGUUGCGCUGAGAUAUCUUUGGUGCGUCAAUAAUCAGAAAAAAAGGGAGAAGAAUGAUUUUAAACAGAAUUUUAUUCUAAAAAGUCAAUCGUCGGCGAAGUCUGUCAAGUGUCGUGCAAACAGGUCAAAGUUGUUGACGAGCUCAGCGAUAUUGUCAAUCAAUUGAUCUUAGCUGUCGGUAAACUCAUCUGAGCCGUCAGUAAACUCAUCUAAGCUGUCGAUAAACCUUCCUUCCCAAGUUGUCGGAGAACUCACCCUACUUGCUCAGGUUCUUGUUAGAGUUCACUGCUACCCAUUUAUACUCUUGGGUGGAAAGAGGCUCCGCGAGAGUCAAGUUUUUUCCCAAGAACACAACAAAAAGAUGAAUGUGACCCUCUCGACCCAAAGUCUCGCGCGCUAAUCGCUAUUCCACUGCGUCUUCCGAAAAGUGUUCUCUCAACCCACCCGAAAAUGCUACCCAAAUAUUAUCUGUUUAACUAAAGUUUGGGUGUUCUCUUUCUCUCCAGAUAUAGCCCAAAUUUGCAUGCAUCCCAGUUACGACCACAGCAUCUUCGACUAUGACAUUGCCCUUCUCCGCUUAUCCACUCCUCUGCCGGGAUAUAACGAGACCAUGAGCCCCAUCUGUUUACCAACUGCUUCCAGCAACUUUCCCCCGGGGACAAACUGCUCAGUGACUGGAUGGGGCAGGACCCAUCAAUCUGGGUGGACGUCGAAUAAACUCCGGGUAGCCCGGGUUCCUAUUAUUGAGCAUGCGCGCUGUAAGCAGCAGUACCUGGAGAGUACCGGGGAUACUGUCACAGACCGUAUGAUCUGCGCCGGCUACGAGCAGGGGAAGAUAGACAGCUGCAAAGGGGACAGCGGAGGGCCAUUUGUGUGUCUGGAGAGAGGCAGGUACGUUCUCGUUGGAGCCACAAGUUGGGGAGUGGGUUGUGCACAAGCUAGGAGGCCUGGUGUCUAUACUGAUAUUAAGGACUUUUUGCCGUGGAUUCAAGGAGUUAUUUCUCCAGAAGAGCCUUGA
This is a messenger RNA of Pocillopora meandrina, 14679 nucleotides long. The record is from the annotation of a GenBank genome assembly. Lineage: Eukaryota; Metazoa; Cnidaria; Anthozoa; Scleractinia; Pocilloporidae.